AUGGAGUCUGCCAACGGAGUAGAACCCGGCACCGAGACCGGCAGUUCCGCAGGGACUUGGGCCGCGGCUCAAGCUCCAACAGGAGAUUUCUCGACUGCGUCUUCUCACGAAAGCGAAGAGGGCAGCUCGGUGCCAGAGUGGCAGCAAGAAGUUCACAGCCAACCGUUGGUGGGCGGAGUGGAGAGCUUGAGCAGUCUGCUCCGCGAUUUCGAAGGGAACGAGGCUUUGUGCAGGAAGACCCGUGCUUUCAUCAGAGAGCAGCAGAGAAGCGAUGCCGGCGCACACGAAGGUCAACUGCCAACGGAAACAACUGAGCGCAUUCCUUCCGGCCCUGAAGCACCUGGUGACGAAGAGCGCGGCGCUGGAAAAGAAUCUGAUGGCCUGUGGGCUAUGCGAAGAAUACGCAAAGACGGUUGCUGCUUCUAUCGUGCGUACAUGUACGGCCUCUUCCUCUACUUUCUCCGGCGUCCGCAACUGAUAAGGGGGUUUGUCGCGCGUAUCAACGACGACCUCCUUCCCCUCAUCCAGCAAGCCAACGGGGGCGCAGAGACCGUGGCGGACUUCGCUGAAGAGACGGUUGAGAGCCUCGAGAAGUUGGAGGCGCCAGAGUCGGACGUCGCCACGCUCGACAGCAUCUUCAAUGACAUGUCGAGCAGCAACUACAUCGUUGUAUUUGCGCGGCUACUGGCGUCAACGCACUUGAAGCUAAACAGCGAGAUGUAUUUGCCUUUCGUUACUGCCUAUGCGACAGUAGAAGAGUACUGCUCCCACGAAGUGGAUCCGAUGUGGGUAGAAGCGGAGCAGCUGCAGAUAACCGCUCUAACAGCCAUGACGCAGAUGCCUGUUGAGAUUGUGUAUUUCGACCAGUCUCCUGGCGACGAGCCAACCCGCCAUAUAUUUCCGCAGGCGAAGGAGGCGGAUAUCCACUUGAUAUAUCGGCCGGGGCAUUACGACAUUUUUUUCUACUCGCCCGUGGAAAAGCGGCAGUCCGCGACCGCGCAGAGUGUCGUCUUCCUUCCCAUGGGCAGUGACGCCUUUCCGCCCCGAAAAUCUCUGUCAGGGUGCCCAGCUGAUGGAUGA
Besnoitia besnoiti is the source of this 1080-nucleotide messenger RNA. RefSeq names its product ubiquitin thioesterase otubain-like family protein. The record is from RefSeq and is a predicted model, not a curated record. NCBI's taxonomy places the organism in Eukaryota, Apicomplexa, Conoidasida, Eucoccidiorida, Sarcocystidae. The transcript is spliced from 5 exons. Gene Ontology annotation, cellular component: nucleus. Gene Ontology annotation, biological process: protein K48-linked deubiquitination. The coding region runs from base 1 to 1080 and encodes 359 amino acids. Gene Ontology annotation, molecular function: cysteine-type deubiquitinase activity; ubiquitin binding.